GAAGAGGAGGAGGAGGAGGGAAGAAGAGGCGGCAGCAGCAGCAGCAGCAUGGCGGCCGGGCGCGAGCGGCUGAGCGCGCCGCCGCCGCCUCCUCCUCCGCCGCCUCCAUCUCCUGCCGCUCCCGAGCCGGAGCCCGCGGCCCCGCUGCCCAAAUAGCCGCCCUGCCCCGGGUCCUGCCCCGCCCGGACAGCGCCCGGCCAUGGAGCUCGCCAAACCGGCCUUCCCCGCGCUGCCGCAGGCCAAAGAGGACUCUGAGGAUUGGACCUAUCCCAUGAGGAGAGAGAUGCAGGAAAUCUUACCUGGGUUAUUUUUAGGCCCAUAUUCUUCAGCUAUGAAAAGCAAGCUACCUAUACUCCAGAAACAUGGAAUAACUCAUGUAAUAUGCAUAAGGCAGAACAUUGAAGCAAAUUUUAUUAAACCAAACUUCCAGCAGUUAUUUAGGUAUUUAGUCUUGGAUAUUGCAGAUAAUCCAGUGGAGAAUAUAAUCCGAUUUUUCCCUAUGACUAAAGAAUUUAUUGAUGGAAGUUUACAAAGUGGAGGAAAAGUUCUUGUCCAUGGGAAUGCAGGGAUUUCUAGAAGUGCUGCCUUAGUUAUUGCAUACAUAAUGGAAACAUUUGGGGUGAAGUACAGGGAUGCAUUUACUUAUGUCCAAGAAAGAAGAUUCUGUAUUAAUCCUAAUGCUGGAUUUGUCCAUCAACUUCAGGAAUAUGAAGCCAUCUAUCUAGCAAAAUUAACCAUCCAGAUGAUGUCACCUCUGCAGCUGGAGAGAUCCCUCUCAGUCCCACCUGGCAGCACAGGAAGUUUGAAGAGGAUGCACGAGGAGGAUGAAGAUCUUGGCACCAUGCAGGUGGCAGCAGCACAGAAUGGCUGAGGACAAGAACUGCUGGUAGUGAGAAUUCCUGCCAGGAAAGGUGAAGAAAACUAGGGGAAAACAAAAAAAAAACACACACAAAAACCAGAACAAGAAUUAAUGCAAAACAA
Messenger RNA from Zonotrichia leucophrys gambelii, 981 nucleotides. It is a transcript of the gene STYX, whose product is annotated as serine/threonine/tyrosine interacting protein. Gene Ontology annotation, cellular component: cytoplasm; nucleoplasm. The transcript has 11 exons. The record is from RefSeq and is a predicted model, not a curated record. Gene Ontology annotation, biological process: protein dephosphorylation; negative regulation of SCF-dependent proteasomal ubiquitin-dependent catabolic process; regulation of ERK1 and ERK2 cascade. Gene Ontology annotation, molecular function: F-box domain binding; protein tyrosine/serine/threonine phosphatase activity. Bases 200 to 871 code for a protein of 223 amino acids. NCBI's taxonomy places the organism in Eukaryota, Metazoa, Chordata, Aves, Passeriformes, Passerellidae.